Manihot esculenta (cassava) is the source of this 1783-nucleotide messenger RNA. RefSeq names its product protein DETOXIFICATION 16. The transcript is spliced from 8 exons. Gene Ontology annotation, molecular function: xenobiotic transmembrane transporter activity; antiporter activity. NCBI's taxonomy places the organism in Eukaryota, Viridiplantae, Streptophyta, Magnoliopsida, Malpighiales, Euphorbiaceae. The coding region runs from base 150 to 1628 and encodes 492 amino acids. Gene Ontology annotation, biological process: xenobiotic detoxification by transmembrane export across the plasma membrane. The record is from RefSeq and is a predicted model, not a curated record. Gene Ontology annotation, cellular component: membrane.
UUUACCCCACCAAAAAUGAAAAGAGAAGCAUCCAAUAUGACCAACUAAUCGAUUGCCAGAAGAAACCCCCCUUUUAAGUGCUGGUGUCUACUUUAAGAGGCUGCUUCAUCAACUAAGCUCAUAUCCUGAGAUUUCAAGCAAGAGGAAAGAUGGAUGCAGAAGCCUUCAAGAGUUCCCUUGAAUCCCCAUUAAUUUCAAACUCUGAAAAUGGUAUUGAGCCAGCCAAGAAAUGCUAUGAAAAAGCAGAGAUAAUUUCUGAACUGAAGAAGCAAAUGAACUUGGCAGGGCCACUAGUGCUUGUCAGUUUCUUGCAAUACAGUCUACAGAUGAUCUCCGUCAUGUUUGUAGGCCAUCUCGGAGAGCUCUCUCUUUCAAGUGCUUCAAUGGCUACUUCAUUUGCUGGAGUUACUGGUUUUGCUCUCAUGCUGGGAAUGGGAAGUGCACUGGAGACAUUCUGUGGGCAAGCCUAUGGAGCACGACAGUUCCAUAUGCUUGGUGUGCACUUGCAAAGGGCUAUGCUCGUUCUUGUACUUACAAGCAUCCCUAUAUCAUUUAUUUGGGUUUUCACAGGCCAGAUUUUCAUAGGCCUCAAUCAAGACCCACAAAUUUCAAUCCACUCGGGAAUCUAUGCACGGUGGUUGAUCCCUGCCAUUGUUCCAUAUGGCCUCCUUCAAUGCCAGUCUAGAUUCCUGCAAACACAGAACAUUGUUUUGCCAUUGGUGUUAAGUACUGGCAUCACAAGUUUGGUCCAUGUUCUCAUUUGCUGGACUUUCAUCUUUAGAUUCGGCUUUGGCAACAAAGCGGCUGCCCUGUCUAUUGCAAUCUCUUACUGCAUCAAUGUGUUCAUUUUAGCUAUCUAUAUCAAGUUUUCUCCAACAUGUAAACAUACUUGGACAGGUUUCUCCAGGGCAGGAACCAAAGAUCUACUUAGUUUUCUUAAAUUAGGAAUACCUUCAGCUCUCAUGGUUUGCUUGGAAUUCUGGUCGUAUGAGUUUUUAGUUAUUAUAUCAGGCCUGCUUCCAAAUCCGAAACUACAAUUGUCAAUGAUGAGCAUCAGCUUGAAUACGAGUUCUGUGGUAUUCAGAAUCCCCUUUGGCCUUGGUAGUGCUGUGAGCACAAGAGUUUCAAAUGAGUUGGGCGCCGGGAGACCUGAUGCUGCAUGUUUAGCAGUACGGAUUGUUAUAUUCUUGGCAGUUGCGGAGAGUUUGUCCCUCGGCUUAGCUCUAGUUGCAGCGAGGAACGUUUGGGGCUUCUUGUACACUAACGAAAAGGAAGUUGUAAGAUAUUUGGCGUCUGUAUUGCCAGUGCUUGCAUUAUCCAACUUCAUGGAUGGGAUGCAGGCUGUGCUCUCAGGUACUGCAAGAGGCUGUGGGUGGCAAAAACUUGGUGCAUGUAUAAACUUAGGAGCUUAUUACCUUGUCGGCCUACCUUCUGCUCUAGUGCUGACUUUUCUGUUCCACUUUGGAGGAAUGGGACUUUGGAUGGGAAUCACAUGUGGUAGUUCUGUGCAAGCUCUUUUGCUUUUAGCCAUCACCAUGCACACUGAUUGGGACCAGGAAGCAAAGAAGGCCAGGGUUACAGUAUAUGGUUCCAGAAUCCCAGGAGAUGUGCCUGCUGAAGUAGUUUAAUAAUUAGUUACUACUGCUGCCUGGAGCGUUGGCCGUAUGCAGCUGUGGUCAUGAUCAAUGCAAAGUGAGCCCCACGCUCAAGCUCUAAAACAUAAUAUCAAACUAUUUAUCUAAGCAUUUGAGAAAUUCAGUUUAUGUUCCUGUCUGAAGCCCUU